Messenger RNA from Exophiala viscosa, 1628 nucleotides. RefSeq names its product major facilitator superfamily domain-containing protein. Gene Ontology annotation, molecular function: transmembrane transporter activity. The coding region runs from base 85 to 1542 and encodes 485 amino acids. Gene Ontology annotation, cellular component: fungal-type vacuole membrane. Lineage: Eukaryota; Fungi; Ascomycota; Eurotiomycetes; Chaetothyriales; Herpotrichiellaceae. The transcript is spliced from 2 exons. The record is from RefSeq and is a predicted model, not a curated record. Gene Ontology annotation, biological process: transmembrane transport.
GAGUUGACCGCUGCAGUUGCUCCAAGAAUGCCGUGACCUGCCUUCGCCGCACUUUGCGGCUUCUUUGAAGAGUCUCAAUGAGAGAUGGGAGGUGUGACAUCUGGCAUGUUCAUGAAGAUCUACCAAGAGACGGGCCUGGAGUCAUGGAUAACAUCGCCGACAGAUGUCAAACUACUGACUCUCCAGCGAUCUGUCCGCUUGUUCGCAUAUGGAGGCUCCACCAUCACUCUUGCUUUGUUUCUAUCUCAUCUGAACGUCAGCGAUCAGCGGAUUGGUCUGUUCAUGACGCUUACACUCCUGGGCGAUGUAGCCAUCAGUCUUGUCUUAACUGUCGUGGCAGACAGGAUCGGCAGGAGGCGCAUGUUAGCAUUCGGGGCCCUGAUGAUGGCUGCCAGUGGCAUCAUUUUCGCAUUGUUCAGUAAUUACUGGAUCCUGGUGCUGGCAAGCGUUCUCGGUGUCAUCAGUCCUAGUGGCAACGAGAUCGGUCCGUUUAAAGCGAUUGAGGAGUCCACCAUCUCGCACCUGAUACCGACAUCCGAAAGGAGCAAUGUGUUGACCUGGUACAUCAUCGCAGGGCUUACUGGUACCGCAUCCGGGACCAUCAUUUUUGGCUGGCUCGUGCAGCUGUUGCAGGUUAAUCAUUCGUGGUCGCCACUCGAGUCGUAUCGCGUCGUGUUCUGGGUGUAUGCCGCCUUCGGCCUUACGAAAUGCUUGCUUGUCCUUUUACUGAGCGGCAGGUGUGAGCCUGCUGCAGACCGGAGUAUUUCAGCUGCGCCUGUAAGCGAGGCCUCACCGCUCCUCCAACAGCAAGGUGAGAAUGAACGACUGGCUCCCAAAGAUGACCUUGUCAACCCAUCGUCGAGACCUUGGCUACCGACUCUGUCCCAAGAGACCCGAGCCCUGGUGGUCAAAUUGUGUUUCCUGUUUGGCCUCGACAGUCUUGCAUCUGGUCUAGCUCCCGUGACGUGGAUGACCUACUAUUUCAAUCACAAAUAUGGACUUUCCGAGGGCCAUCUAGGGACCUUGUUCUUCGUUGCCGCUGUCUUAUCUGCGGCAUCUAAUCUGGUCGCACCCGCACUGGCGCGCCGUUUGGGCCUCAUUAAGACAAUGGUCUUUACCCAUAUUCCAGCCUCACUUGCUCUUGCUGCAAUUCCCGUUCCAAACAAUGUUGCACUUGCUACCACAUUUCUCCUCUUUCGUGCAAGCACCAACAGCAUGGAUCAGGCACCACGGCAAGCAUUCCUUGCGGCCGCUGUGCAGGCGUCCGAACGCACGGCUGUGAUGGGAAUCGUUAAUGUCGUCAAAACACUCAGCCAAAGUGCUGGCCCCUUCGUCACAGGGGUCUUUGCCUAUCGACAAUUAUUUGGUCUCGCAUUCAUCAUCGCGGGUGCGUUGAAAAUUGUAUACGACAUUCUUAUGCUGGUAAUGUUUCUGGGCUAUCAGACUGUGGAGGAGCGGGCCCAGCAACAUGUCGAGUGUGAAGAUGGAGCAGAGUCAGCAAACCAAGAGGAAGUCGCGGCUGGCGACGCUGAAGUCUUGUGAUUGUUCAAUUAUGGGAGGUGCUUUGCAGCUUCCACGUCCAGCGUACCUUCCCGUCACUUUCACCUCUUGCGCUGUCGUCCUUCUUC